ACAGCCUAUACUAGCAUCCAGCUUUCCUUCAUUUCCACGUACCCAGAAUGGCUUCUCAAACGCCAGCCGUUGUCAUGGACAAGUAAGCAGCUCCCGUCUAUAGAGAGUCUUAGCUUGGUUCCUCCAGUUCUCUUAGUUGUAUCCCAUUGCUGACCGGGCCAUCUGCAGCGGCACGGGCUAUUCCAAAUUAGGUGAGCGUCCCGGUCCCCACUUUCUGGCUUGCUAUCUCGGCGUACUAAAAACCUGUUUUAUAGGAUUUGCCGGAAACGAUUCACCAUCAUUUGUGUUCCCUACGGCCAUAGCUAUCAAGGGAUCCUCGGGCGGAGGUGGUGGUUCGGGCUCGGGGCGUCCGGCGGUAGCUCAGAAACCCUCUUACCUAACCGGAGGGGCUGGUCCAUCUGGCCAUUUGAGUGCCAAAAGGGGUACUGAGGACUUGGAUUAUUUUAUUGGGGAUGAAGCAUUGGCACAAGCAAGUGGACCAGGUAUGGGUCGCUGUUCUUUUGACGGGAGUUGCGGGAGGAGGGGUCCAUUGUUCCGGACCCGGAGAUUCUGGGUUUCAAGAGGGGAGAUAGCUGACGGUUGGUGACAGGCUACGGCAUCCAUUAUCCGAUAAGGCAUGGCCAAGUUGACAAUUGGGUAUGUCCUGUUGCAGCGAGACAAAAGGCAACUGGGAACUCUAAUGAUCUUCACAGGACCAUAUGGAACGUUUCUGGCAAAACUCCAUUUUCAAGUAUCUUCGAGUUGAGCCGGAAGACCACUAUUUUCUUCUAACCGAACCUGUGAUUAUCACCUUAGAGUGUUCUACAUAAGCUUGUGGGCUGACCUGAACCUUGAAAGCCUCUAAAUCCUCCGGAAUCCCGUGAAAACACCGCCGAGAUCAUGUUCGAGACCUUCAAUUGUGCUGGGUUAUAUAUCGCCGUGCAGGCGGUACUGGCAUUGGCUGCAAGUUGGACCAGUAGCAAGGUUCAAGACCGGAGUUUGACUGGUACUGUUGUUGACUCGGGAGAUGGCGUUACACAUGUUAUUCCAGUUGCUGAAGGUUAUGUCAUUGGAUCAUCGAUCAAGUCCAUUCCUAUCGCCGGGCGUGAUAUCACAUUCUUUGUUCAGUCGCUUCUCCGUGACCGAAACGAACCCGACUCCUCUUUGAAGACCGCUGAGCAAAUUAAGGAGGAAUUCUGCUAUGUUUGUCCGGAUAUUGUGAAAGAGUUCACAAGAUUUGACCGAGAGCCAGAGAGGUUUCAGAAAUACGUUGUCGAGCAGCUUGGAGGCCGGAAAGUUACCGUAGAUGUGGGGUAUGAGCGGUUCCUGGCUCCCGAGAUCUUUUUCAAUCCCGAAAUUUACUCUAGCGAUUUCUUGACCCCCUUACCCACUGUGGUGGAUACUGUUAUACAAAGCUCUCCAAUUGACGUCCGAAGAGGUCUCUACAAGGUAUGGAAACAAAUACCUAUGCUAGGUUCAGGACUAAUGACACUUUCUCAAUAGAACAUUGUUCUUUCUGGCGGUUCUACGCUCUAUAAGGAUUUUGGUCGGCGUCUUCAGCGUGACAUCCGCCAUCUUGUCGACGCUCGUAUCCGCAAGUCGGAAGAGAAAUCAGGCGGUGUUAAGUCAGGCGGGCUGGAGGUCCAAGUUAUUACCCACAAGAGGCAAAGGCAUGGGCCAUGGUUCGGGGGAAGUUUGUUGGGUCAAACACCGGAAUUCAGAAGCUACUGCCAUACUAAGGCUGAAUACGACGAGAUUGGACCAAGCAUCGUAAGAAGGUUUGCGUUAUUGGGUGGUCCUGGGCAGUGAUACUUGUCAUGUCCCCCUUGAGCGAACCUGGGCGUGAGCCUCCGGUACUGGGCUUGGGGCGGGUAGGGCCACUAUCGCAGGAUAGACAAAAUAAAAAUGGUUGAUUUCUUUUUUUCCCCCUUGGGAGGUGUAACUUAAAUUCAUAAGACAAUACCCAGUUCAAUUUG
Tuber aestivum (summer truffle) is the source of this 1955-nucleotide messenger RNA. The record is from the annotation of a GenBank genome assembly. NCBI's taxonomy places the organism in Eukaryota, Fungi, Ascomycota, Pezizomycetes, Pezizales, Tuberaceae.